AUGGCUGCAUCCAAGAGGAGAUACAAUAGAAAAUGGAACAUACACAUUUCUAUUUCACGACAAAACAUACGUGAACGUUUAAUUCACUUGCUAGCCAUACGUCCCAUCGAAAAAGUACAGUUAUACAAACAAUUAGAAAGAGAGGGCGUUACCGACCACCAAAAACGGGAUGUACCCAAGGUUUUAGAGGAGAUUGCAAUUUUAAAAGGAAAGGCUUAUGAUUUACGCGCUCAUAUGUGGGAUAAGGUGGACAAUGAUUGGCCAUACUAUACGAUAGAGGACCGCCGGUAUAUGAUGUUACGUAAAUAUUCCCAAACAACUACUUCAGCAUCAGUGACAUCCAGCUCAGUUGAGAGCAUCAACUCAACAAGUAACGUUAGUUCCACAAAUGAAAAUUUCCUCACAACUGUUCGUGAUAAUAGCCAUGAUAACAAAUGCAAGAAAGAGGAAUUUGAGUUAGUGCCACAGAAGAAACGGCGUAUAUGUGAUGAUUGGGAAACAAAGGAAUCUGCACAUUCUGAGGACACAAGUUUGAUUGUAAAUAAAAGCAAAGAGUAUGAGAUACGAAGAAAAUUGCCAUAUUUUACAGAGGAGGAACGACAUCAAAUGAAAUUGAAAAAGCAUUUGCGAACCUCAACAUCAUCGUUAAAUACAGAGUCAUCCAACUCAGUUUGGAGUGAUAGUUCAACAAGCGGCAGCUUCAGGUCUACAGGUAGCAGCUUCGGGUCCACAAGUAGCAGCUUCGGAUCCACAAGUAGCAGCACCUGGUCAAGAACCAGCGGCUUCAGCUCAGCAAGCACCAGCAUCAGGUCCAUAGAUAGCAGCUUCAGGUCCACAGGUACCAGCACCUGGUCAAAAAACAGCGACACCAGCUCAACAGGCUACUAUAUCAGACCAACAAAUAGCAGCACUUGGUCAAAAACCAGCGGCUUCAGCUCAGCAAGCAGCAGCUUCAGGUCCAUAAAUACCAGCAUCAGCUCCAUAAGUAGCAGCACCUGGUCAGGAAGCUGCAACGCCAGCUUAACAGGCAACAAUAUCAGGCCAACAAACAGCAACAUUUGGACCAGAAACAGCGACGCCAACUCAGUAAGCAGCAGCACGAGCUCAUCAAAUGCAUAUAGAGUUGCACGAAAUGAAAGUGUGCCCAAUAGAUAUGAGACCCAGCAGAAAAAGCAAAUCGAAAAAAUCCAACCAGACGAAUUGUUCCCCGCGAACCCGAAUGUGCCUUCGGUCAAUGAUUUUUCGCGCAAAUUCGGUUUGCUUUAUGAAAAAUUGCUUACGCUACCACACGGUGGCGAUGAUUUUGAGUAUUUUGUUAGGCGACUGAUCGAAUUAUAA
Messenger RNA from Ceratitis capitata (Mediterranean fruit fly), 1338 nucleotides. RefSeq names its product RNA polymerase II elongation factor Ell-like. The coding region runs from base 1 to 1338 and encodes 445 amino acids. The transcript has a single exon. Gene Ontology annotation, cellular component: transcription elongation factor complex. The record is from RefSeq and is a predicted model, not a curated record. Lineage: Eukaryota; Metazoa; Arthropoda; Insecta; Diptera; Tephritidae. Gene Ontology annotation, biological process: transcription elongation by RNA polymerase II; snRNA transcription by RNA polymerase II; positive regulation of transcription elongation by RNA polymerase II. Gene Ontology annotation, molecular function: cis-regulatory region sequence-specific DNA binding.